AUGGAGCGGAUACGCGUGAGCAAGGUGGAAGGCGUCUACCUCCUUCGUAGAGGCACGCGCUUCGACGGCACGCUGCAUCUUAUGCCCCACCAUCUCGUCUUCAGCUACCUCCCCAGCCCGCCCGCAGACGCUCCUGCAGACGCGAAACCACCGCGGCAGAAAGAAGUAUGGAUAACGUAUCCUAUGAUCAACUAUUGUUCCCUCAAACCGUGCCCGCCCAUCCUGCGCCAGGAGCCCUCGAUCCGCAUUCGAUGUCGCGACUUUACCUUCUUUGCCUUUUUCUUCCCUAACGAGAAGAAGGCGCGUGACGUGUACGAUAGCAUACGGGCACUCUCGUGCAAGAUUGGUAGACUGGACAAGCUACUCGCAUUUAGCUACCAGCCAAAACCGCCGGAAGACCAACAGAAUGGUUGGGAUAUCUACGACGCCCGCCGCGAAUGGAAGCGGCUGGGUAUCAGCCCUAAGGACACGGAGAAGGGCUGGCGGAUCUCUGAAGUCAACGUGGAAUAUAAGUACGCGCCGACAUAUCCCGCCCUCCUCGUCGUUCCCACCAACGUCUCAGACAGCGUUCUCAGAUACGCCGGCGAGUACCGAUCGCGACAACGCAUACCAGCCCUCGUCUACCGACAUCCCAUCAACAACUGCUCUAUAACUAGAAGCUCGCAGCCCACACCGGGCCUGCGCGGGAAUCGGAACCCUCAAGACGAGCGGCUUGUCGCAGCCAUCUGGGCUACUAACCGUGGGUGGAAACCUGCGAAUACCUCUUCUUCAAACUCUACAGAACUCACUCCCGACACCAGCGUUGUGAACCUGAAUGAUUCCAGUGCUAAUAGCUCUUUUGUUGGGACAGUGGACGAGAAUACGAACACCGGCAGGACCACCGCAGACGAUCUGACGGCGUCUUCGGAGACAGAUCCAGACGCACCAAAAGUAUACGGAGCCCAGCAGCGUAACCUCAUUGUCGAUGCCAGACCUACAGUCAAUGCGUAUGCGAUGCAAGCUGUUGGACUUGGCUCGGAGAAGAUGGACUAUUACCCUGGUGCGGAAAAAGCCUACCUCGGAAUCGACAACAUCCACGUCAUGCGGAAGUCGCUUGAUACAGUCAUCGAAGCGCUAAAAGAGUCCGAUCUAGUGCCUUUCCCUCCCAAUCGACAGCUUCUGGCAAAGAGCAACUGGAUCAAGCAUAUUGCCAACAUACUCGACGGGACUGCGCUGAUAGCCCGAACGGUCGGGAUUAUGCACUCCCACGUCCUCAUACACUGUUCUGAUGGCUGGGAUCGUACGAGCCAGCUCAGUGCACUCAGUCAGAUUCUACUAGAUCCAUACUACCGGACAUUAGAAGGAUUCAUUGUCCUUGUCGAGAAAGACUGGCUAUCGUUUGGACACAUGUUCCGACACCGAUCGGGUUUCUUGAGUCACGAAAAAUGGUUCACUAUAGAGAACGAGAAGAUUGAGCGCAAGAGCGACGGCACUGGAGGCAGCAACCCCUUUGAGAAUGCUCUCCGUGGUGCGCGGGGUCUCUUCAACCGACACAACGAGUCGAACGAGUCUCUCAACCAGCUGCCAGAGACGAACGUACCGGAAAACGGCACAGAUGUUGCAGAACCUACUUCAGCAAAGCCGGCCCAGAUCGGAGCUGCGGAAGAGCAUCGCAUCACCAAGGUGAACGAGCUGUCACCAGUCUUCCAUCAAUUCCUCGACUGCGUUUAUCAACUGCACUACCAACACCCAACCCGAUUCGAAUUCAGCGAGCGCUUCUUGAGGCGCUUACUUUACCAUCUUUAUUCUUGUCAGUACGGAACGUUCCUCUUUGACAAUGAGAAGGAACGCAUAGAUACCAGGGCUAAGGAGCGAACAAGGAGUGUGUGGGACUACUUCCUGUGCCGGAAGCAAGAGUUCAUGAAUCCAAACUACGAACCUGAGAUCGACGAUGCUGUUCGCGGCAAGGAGCGCAUGAUCUUCCCUCGGAAAGGAGAGGCGAGAUGGUGGGCUGAGUGUUUCGGUCGUACGGAUGAGGAAAUGAAUAGCUUUGGUUCUCAAUUGCCGCCGACCCUUACACCACAGACCAGCAAUGCCAGUACUGGCAGGAGUGGCACAAGUACGCCGAUAGUUCAAGAACCUAUCGUGACGGGUACAGAGACCGCGGAGGGAGCGACUGGAGCAGGUACGACCGUUCAUCCUCCACCCACACACGCCGUCGGUGACCGUUCUCCGAUGGCAUCGAACACACCAAAACCCCUCGAUGCCGCAGCUGCUCUGGGACAAGACCUAAGGCAAGGAGUUAUGGCGAGCUUCGAGAAAUUGGGGUUCACUGGCAACGGGAAUAGAGCAGCGAGUCCAGCUGCAGCAAGCAGUAGACCAAGCGAAGACGUCGCAAGUGACAUUGUGAAGCCAAGCUCAGACCUGAGUGCCGAUAUGGACACGGAUCGACCAGCGCAAGAUGUCACUCAGGACACGGUCGACAAGAAGCCGGAAGAGCCUAUACAAGACAACGAGAAUACGAGCUCCGGAGUGAAAACCGAACAGCCCACUGAGCCCGUGUCGCACCAGGCUGUCGAUUUGGGGCUGGGAGCGGACAUUGUGGAAAAGAAAGCAGAGAACAGGAGCAGAAGUCGACAAAAGCCUAGCCAGGCGGUGGCGGCGAAGAAAGAGGUUGAGAUGGAGAUGCAAUAA
Messenger RNA from Alternaria conjuncta, 2673 nucleotides. RefSeq lists its product as uncharacterized. Gene Ontology annotation, biological process: dephosphorylation. The record is from RefSeq and is a predicted model, not a curated record. Gene Ontology annotation, molecular function: phosphatase activity. Bases 1 to 2673 code for a protein of 890 amino acids. The transcript is spliced from 3 exons. NCBI's taxonomy places the organism in Eukaryota, Fungi, Ascomycota, Dothideomycetes, Pleosporales, Pleosporaceae.